Molecule: messenger RNA, 330 nt
Organism: Ogataea angusta
Lineage: Eukaryota; Fungi; Ascomycota; Pichiomycetes; Pichiales; Pichiaceae
Exons: 1
Coding region: 1-330 (109 amino acids)
Biological process (GO): protein folding
Cellular component (GO): prefoldin complex; cytoplasm
Molecular function (GO): protein folding chaperone
Source: RefSeq, a predicted model, not a curated record
AUGGAUACCCAACUAAAAGAGAAAAAAGAAGAAUUGAGCAUCACGAAUCUCAGUUUGACGCGGUUGGCCCAGCAAAAUAAGGUCCUCGAUUUACAGAUCCAGGAGAUUACAAACUCGGGCAACGCAAAUGUGUGGGAGAGCUGUGGAAAGACAUUCUUGACAACAAAGUCUGAGGACUACAUCUCCAAAUUGAAGCGGCAAAUGAAUGACAAUAAAGACUCCAUUAAUAGCCUGGAAAAAAAACAAAAUUACCUCGAAACAACGGUGAGGACCACUUACGAUAACAUGCGCCAGCUACUGGGGCCUGAGGCCGCCACCAAAUCUGCAUAA